GAAGGGCAGUGUGUGAAAGAGGGAGGAGAAUGACAGGAAGAGACAGCAGGUGAGGAAACAAUGAGCUGACGAGCAGAACACAACACAAACUGACAGAAGAAAGAGAAACUGUGUUUGGUAAGCGUUUGAAGAAAUUGCGGAUUCUCCUUAUUGUGAGAUGCUUGUGACUGUAUUACUUAUUGCCUCAGGGAUACUGACAGGUCAUCUGAUGUAUGGCCUCCCUAAGCAGAGUAAAGCGAGAUACCCCAGAUCCUGUCCAAAUAUGUGCCCACCAGGACAAUACCGCACACACACCUGUAGCUGCUCUCUUUGUCGCCCUGGUUUCUUCACCAGUCAGGAGAACAGAGAAGACAGCUGUCACCGCUGCUUCCAGACCUGCAAUCCUGAGCUCAAUAUGGAGGUGGUGGAGGAGUGCAAGACCACAUCAGAUGUGAAGUGUCGCUGUCAGGAUGGUUUUACUUGUACAAAGCAUGACCAGUACACUGGCCACUGCAAACAGUGUGAUCCAAUCACAUCACCUACCCCAAGCCAGGUGUAUACAAGCCGGGUCUAUACAAGCUGGGUCUACACCUCCACUGCCACCACUUUAUUCCCUCGCACACAAAAGCCCACAAACUGGAUGGGUGAAAAUGGAGUAUUGGUUUGGAUUAUUUUUGGAUUCAUGUUAACAAUGCUAUUCAUCAUCAUUGUAACAGUCCUCUUCCGAAUCUGCAGAAAGAAAGAGAAAGAAUGUUUUAAGCAAUUGGUCCGGCGAUGCUCUUUGGGCAAUCUAGAGGUGGAUAGUGAGAGCACCCUUUCUACAAAAAGCCAGCAAAAUGAGCAACAAUAUACCCAGGCGAUGCCAUCACAUGAAAGUACACCCACUAAUAAGAAAACUGACUGCUCUUUUCAUCAACCAACUGUCUCGGACCAGGCGGUGCCUCCAUCUGGCAAUUUAGGCCCUUUCCACAUCUAUGGUCCCCAGACAGUUUUUGUGAGUUUGCUCAAUCAGUUCGAAUGGGACGGAGGAGAAAAAAAGGCAAGUGAACUGCAACAAGAACCUUUAAAUAACAGCAACGUGCCCCACCCUCAAUCUCCACCCAUACAUCUAUCUCAAGAGGAAAAAAACCAAGAGCAAGAUUUUAUCUUCUUUCCAUCUCAAGAACAAGGGAAGGAGUGCCAUAUAUCUAAAGAAGAGGUGCUGUGAAGUAUCGUGGAAAUGUCUGUAUCUUCCAUACUGUUCGACUGCUGUGUGGUUUGUUGUAAUUGAUGCUGCACGAGUACCGAGUAUUAAAACUCUAACCCUGCCAGGGGAUUUGGUCUAGAGAGUAUGAGGAAGACCUGGGUGUCUGUAGAAUAGUAUGGAUCAAGCUUGACAGUUCAUAUUGUAAAUGUCACCCAUACCCUCAUGCUUAGAGUAAAGAUUUCAAACCAUCACAUCAGCUGGCAUGACUGCAUGAGGAAUCGAUAUUGAAAAGCUCUCCGUCGGUGCUGGUCUCUCUCAUCAUGGAGGAGAGAUGACCCCCGGGCCAAAGCUUUAUCUCAGGACCUCUUGGUCGACAUAUCAAGUGAAGGAGCUGCCCUAAGAUGCUCAGAAGGCCAAAGAUCUCACAGAUAUUUAUUUAGAAGUUUUUGUCGUUAAGGUUAUUAUAACUGCAGCGUGCUUCUUUAUGUCUGGAAUGACUAACUUUAACGGUGCCUUAGUUGUGUAAUGACAUUCACAGUUCUUAAAUAAAAAUGUUUUAAUUUAUUUUACCUGAAAAACGAGUAUCUUGUUAGCUACAUUAAUACCAGCAGAGUUUUGUUUUCGUUGUCUCUCGGUGUUCCGUCUCUGGUUGAUUAUGUCAGCCUUCUUCCUCUUUGGUUUUUAUGUGGCACUUUGGAUUGUGCCACCAAAAAGUCCUGACAUUUUAAAGCUGGUCUGGAAAUGUCAACGUUGGUUCGUCGUUCAAACCGAAGCAACCCCAAAAAUGAGCGCAGGAACACACAAAGCGUGUGUUAUGUUCAUACGUUUUAUUUUCACUGAAAUACAAAGUCUUAUACCUGAUAUUGAUUGUAAAGUGCAAUAGCAUCAAUAAAACUAUUUUUAUACAC
This is a messenger RNA of Triplophysa dalaica, 2073 nucleotides long. RefSeq lists its product as uncharacterized. The record is from RefSeq and is a predicted model, not a curated record. NCBI's taxonomy places the organism in Eukaryota, Metazoa, Chordata, Actinopteri, Cypriniformes, Nemacheilidae. The transcript is spliced from 9 exons. Bases 158 to 1186 code for a protein of 342 amino acids. Gene Ontology annotation, molecular function: protein binding.